AAUGUACUCAAAUGCAAACCCCAACUUGCAAACGUUUGUAUGAACCCGCUCAAACCCAGAUAGGAAGUUGGGAUAAUGUUGCUAACAGGAAGACAAAUUGCAUCUUCAUGGUCUCUUUCUUGCAACUUACCAACUCAAUCUCGCACUUCAAUUCAUACGUCUAGAAAUCUUCGAAACAAUUCAUCCAUUUGCAGAGCUACACUUUCUGUCCACGGAAAAUCCAACGCUCUCUUAUCAUUAUCUUCAUCCUCCACCAGCUGUGAGAGCUCUAAUUUUGAUCCGCUAGGUAUCAAUUCAGGUAAAUUAUCAGGUCUGAAUUCCGCGUGGGAAAGUGUUUUAGGCUUGUUUGCAGAGACAUUUGAUAGUACCUCUGGUACAAGAAACGACAAAUCUUCCUCAGCUAAAGGAGCGGCAGCUGCAAUAGAGGACACUUCCAUUGAUUUUGGGGAUUUCUUCAAAGGACCGUUACCCGGAAAAUUUCUUAAGCUUUUGGGGUACUUGGCUUUAUCUCGACUUGGAAUAUACAUACCUCUUGGUGGGGUGAAUCGAGAUGCAUUUGCUGGAAAUUUGGAUCAGAAUAGUAUAUUAAGUACUUUGGAUACAUUUUCCGGAGGAGGAAUAGGCCGGCUUGGGAUAUGCUCCCUUGGUAUAGUCCCAUUCAUUAAUGCAUCUAUCGUGUUUCAACUCCUUACACAAAUUUACCCCAAGUUACAAGAACUUCAAAAACGAGAAGGCGAAGCAGGGCGAAAGAAAAUUCUUCAAUAUACUCGAUAUGCUUCUGUCGGAUUUGCUGUCGUGCAGGCAAUUGGUCAAGCACUGUUUCUUCGUCCUUAUGUUGAUGAUUUCAGCAGUCAAUGGGUCUUAUCUUCUGUUAUUUUGUUAACACUUGGAUCGGUGCUUACAACAUAUAUUGGCGAAAGAAUAACAGAUUUAAAACUUGGAAAUGGAACAUCGCUUCUCAUUUUUACCAGCAUCAUCUCCUACUUGCCAGCAUCCUUCGGUAGAACAGUUGCAGAAGCCUUUCAGGAUGGCAACUAUCUGGGCCUACUUGCUAUCAUCUUCUCCUUCUUCCUGCUUGUUCUUAGUAUCGUCUAUGUUCAGGAAGCCGAAAGAAAAAUUCCUAUAAAUUAUGCUUCGAGAUACAGUAGUAAAGCAGGCGGGCUUCAGAAAUCUGCUUAUUUGCCGUUCAAGGUUAACAGUUCAGGAGUUAUGCCAAUUAUAUUUUCCACGUCAUCGUUAGCUCUUCCUGCCACUCUAGCACGGUUUACUGGUUUAAACGUGCUAAAAAACGCUGCUAUUGGUUUGAACCCCGGGGGUGCUUUCUAUCUCCCGACGAACAUUUUAUUGAUAGGUUUCUUUAACUAUUACUACACUUUCCUACAAUUGGACCCUGAUGACGUUAGCGAACAGUUGAAGCGUCAAGGUGCCUCCAUUCCCCUGGUACGACCUGGGAAAAGUACAGCGGCAUUUAUCAAAACGGUUCUGAGUCGGAUAUCAGUUUUAGGUUCGGUAUUUUUGGCAGUUCUUGCAGCUGGGCCGGCUGUGGUGGAACAAACAACACACUUGACGGCAUUUCGUGGAUUCGCAGGUACAUCGGUUCUGAUUCUUGUUGGUUGUGCCACAGACACGGCAAGAAAAGUUCAAGCAGAGAUAAUUUCUCAGAAGUACAAGAACAUAGAGUUCUAUGAAAUAGACAAAGAUAUGACCUUCUAAACCUCAAAAUCAAAUCACACAACCAACCUUUGUAUUUAAAAACGCCACAUUUAUGUAGUUUCUGUAUUUAUUUUUAAUGUACUAUAUUUUAAAUUAAAUCUAUGUGUCAUCUAACAAUUGAGAAGCAACUUUGAGAGUCUACUCAAUUCACAAAUAAAUGCUAUGCUU
This is a messenger RNA of Cynara cardunculus var. scolymus (artichoke), 1881 nucleotides long. Its product is annotated as preprotein translocase subunit SCY1, chloroplastic. Bases 76 to 1713 code for a protein of 545 amino acids. Gene Ontology annotation, cellular component: chloroplast thylakoid membrane. NCBI's taxonomy places the organism in Eukaryota, Viridiplantae, Streptophyta, Magnoliopsida, Asterales, Asteraceae. The record is from RefSeq and is a predicted model, not a curated record. Gene Ontology annotation, biological process: SRP-dependent cotranslational protein targeting to membrane, translocation. The transcript is spliced from 8 exons. Gene Ontology annotation, molecular function: transmembrane protein transporter activity; signal sequence receptor activity.